AGCGAAAGGACAUAUAACGCGUUUGAAAUUGUACUCCACAACUACUAGAUUGUUUUAACUUAACUCCAGUCUUACUGCUAAUUGUUAUAGGUUGCUGUUAUCAUUUAAUGUAAGUAUAACAUGUGUGCUUACUGUAUCUUCUCAAAAAUUUCCUCCUCUUCGCUUUUCAGAUUUCCGUACACGCUUUAAAGCGUACCCUCAGGGUAGGAGCAAACCGCCACGUGUUCGCAUCUCAUAAAAAAAGGUAUGCUUCUGAAGCUAUCUCAACGAUCCGACUGAGUUGAAUAUUAAACAUUCAAUGGCCGAAUCAUUAGCUCAAGCUGGAUUAUAUGUUGAUGAUUUUUAUAAACUUCGAAUAGUUGAUCCUAGAGUCGCACAAGAAACAAACGAACUCAAAGAAGAAUGUGAAAAAUACCUUUCAAAAAUGAGCGACUUUAAGAUGAUUAUUGGAGAACUUCUCAACCUGAUCAGCUCUGUAGCUGAAAAAGUUGAAUCGCAAAAGCUAAAAGCGAUUGGUUCAAGAAACCUACUUACCUCUAUGGAAAAGCAAAGAGAUUUACAACAAAAACACUUGGAAUCCCAGAUAUUGGCCAAAAAGAAAGAUAUAGAUAGGUUGAAUAUUCAAUUACAAUCAUUACAAAAAGAAGAAGCUGAACAAACCGAGUUUAUUGAACGUUUUCUUAUGGGUCGUUAAAUUGUUCUUAAAAUUGUAUUAGUAUUGUAUAGUAUCUUUUUAAAAAAAAUAACAAUAAAAUUUAUGUACAAAUAAAUGAAUUAUAUCAAAUUA
Messenger RNA from Schistosoma spindalis, 787 nucleotides. NCBI's taxonomy places the organism in Eukaryota, Metazoa, Platyhelminthes, Trematoda, Strigeidida, Schistosomatidae. The record is from the annotation of a GenBank genome assembly.